CGCGGGUAAAUAACGGAUAAACGUAUAUGUAUGGUUUUUGGAAGUUCUCUCUCCCUCUACUUCUUUCUGUCCCUCUCUGAUUCGAUUUCAUGGCGGCGCAAGUGGAGUGCUGGUUUAUGAACCCUCUCUGCUCUUCAAAAUCUCCCACUUCUCAUUCACCUCAAAGUAUUAGACUACAAAGCUUCCGCUCUGGUCCAAAUUCUAUUCUCUUCCUCUCUCCCCCCAAACCCUGCCAUUGUUCUUCCUUGGAAACUCAGUCAACUGCAAGUGUAAAUCCUAGCUCUACACCUGCAACCGAAAAUCCUAGCUCUACUUCCAAUCCCGACACUACCCUCGAUAGCCGUAAAGAUCGUCGGAAAGCGGUAAAAGUUGCUUGGGAGAAGUUGCUACGAUGGUCAAGGACUUGGCAAUCGAAGGCCAAGACUGAUGUUCUUGAGCGUACCAAAAAGGUCGUGGUACUUGGUGGUGGAUCUUUUGGCACAGCGAUGGCUGCACAUGUUGCAGGCAGGAAGGCUGAACUAGAGGUUAAUAUGUUAGUACGUGAUCCUCAUGUAUGCCGAUCUAUUAAUGACAACCACCUUAAUUGCAAGUACUUUCCAGUAUACAAGCUACCGGAAAAUCUCAUCGCAACAACUGAUGUGAAAGCCGCUUUACUAGGUGCAGACUUUUGCCUACAUGCAGUCCCUGUGCAGUUCACUUCAUCCUUUCUUGAGGGCAUUGCGCAGCAUGUUGAUCCGAACUUGCCAUUCAUAUCCCUUAGCAAAGGUUUAGAGCUCAAUACAUUAAGGAUGAUGUCUCAGAUUAUUCCACAAGCACUACGAAACCCUCGCCAACCUUUUAUAGCACUAUCAGGGCCUUCAUUUGCAUUGGAAUUGAUGAGGAAAUUACCAACAGCAAUGGUGGUGGCAUCAAGAGACAAAAAGCUGGCAAAUGCUGCUCAACAGCUAUUAGCUUCUCAGUAUCUAAGAAUCAGCACAUCAAGUGAUGUUACAGGAGUAGAAAUUGCAGGUGCUCUAAAGAAUGUGCUCGCAAUAGCAGCAGGGAUUGUAGAUGGCAUGAAUCUUGGGAAUAAUUCUAUGGCAGCUCUUGUUGCACAAGGUUGUUCAGAGAUACGAUGGUUAGCAACAAAGAUGGGUGCCAAGUCAACGACAAUAACUGGGUUAUCAGGAACUGGCGACAUAAUGCUUACUUGUUUUGUCAAUCUUUCGAGAAACAGAACAGUUGGGGUCCGCCUUGGUUCAGGGGAAAAGCUUGAUGAUAUAUUGAGUUCUAUGAAUCAGGUGGCGGAAGGUGUAUCAACAGCUGGAGCAGUUAUUGCCUUGGCACAGAAAUAUAAUGUGAAGAUGCCAGUAUUGACAGCAGUUGCCCGCAUCAUUGACAAUGAAUUGACCCCAAAGAAAGCUGUUCUUGAGCUGAUGAACCUCCCUCAGGUUAUCACAAGGACUCUGCAAACCUCCUCCCUUUGUGGUCUCUCUUGAUAUUUGGCAUUAUGUUUUUGAAAUUGUAGGUUGAAGAAGUGUGAGAUUGACAAUAGCUGAACAUGCCCUCUUCUCUGGAUUAAUGACUCUUCAUUCUACACAACAAAAAGAAAAUUUUGUACACUUCAGGCAGCAAACUUCCAUUGAUGCUUCAGUUACAUCAAUUAUUCUGCAGAGCGGAUCAUUCUUUUUGCAGUAUGCAUACACCUCCCUGGCCCUCAACUUGGUUGUGGGAGUACUUUGCCAAGUCAUAGAUUGUAUUUUAGAUCUCAAACAGAGGAAAUUUGAUAGAAAAUAACAAAAAAUAUUGAGAAUUGUACUUUCUUUUACAGAUAAAUUUUGAUAUAAAAUAACAAAAAAAAAAAAAAAAAUGAAAAUUUGUACUUUCUUUUUCAAAAUCAUGAAUUCAAUUGAGCAUGGCUCUCACACUAUUUAAGCCAUUCGUUGUGUACAUUGGAGAUUAUAUAGGUGCGGAGAAUGCAAGAA
Molecule: messenger RNA, 1964 nt
Organism: Macadamia integrifolia
Lineage: Eukaryota; Viridiplantae; Streptophyta; Magnoliopsida; Proteales; Proteaceae
Product: glycerol-3-phosphate dehydrogenase [NAD(+)] 2, chloroplastic
Exons: 8
Coding region: 90-1478 (462 amino acids)
Biological process (GO): glycerol-3-phosphate catabolic process; carbohydrate metabolic process
Cellular component (GO): glycerol-3-phosphate dehydrogenase (FAD) complex; cytosol
Molecular function (GO): glycerol-3-phosphate dehydrogenase [NAD(P)+] activity; NAD binding
Source: RefSeq, a predicted model, not a curated record